Messenger RNA from Rubroshorea leprosula, 877 nucleotides. The record is from the annotation of a GenBank genome assembly. NCBI's taxonomy places the organism in Eukaryota, Viridiplantae, Streptophyta, Magnoliopsida, Malvales, Dipterocarpaceae.
GCUCCAUCCCCGAGAGUUCAUCGGCAUCUGACCACAGCAGUCACCACCUCAUCACCUCCGGCACAGCAGCCUGAUCUCCCUGCUCCACUUCCGUCAAGAUCUCACCACUAGUCACCGCCUCAUCUAGUCAUCUCCUCUGCUGAACAGAAGCAACAAAGCUGCCCGACCGGCUCUUGACGACCACAUGAAUCAAAUGGCGGAUCUCGUUCAGAAGCUCUCUUCAGAGCUCCGCUGGGGCCUCCGACCAGCCUACAACAAUUUCAUGGGAUUCUUCCAUGCAACCGAUUGGAAGGUAAUGCAUCCACUCCCUCCAUCUUGCUAUUUCUGUUUGGCUGUCGAGAAAACUCAAGAAAUGGAAGAAAUUCUAAUUUUCUUUUGUUGUUUUGUUAGAGUAGAGAAUGAUUUUGAAUAUAUAGAUCUGAGAUUUAUAAUGCAUGUAUGUUUGUUACUCAUUAGAUCCGUUGUGUUAUCUUUUAGAGUAGCGUUGCAUGUUUGUUCAAUGCUGUACCCAGUGUUGUCAAACUCGAGUUUUAUAUCGUAAUGUAUGGAUUCCGAGUAAAAUCUACUUCAAAAUCGGAUUUUCAUAAAAUCGGAUGAUAAAAAUGUAAAAGCACGAUUUUUUCGUAAAAUCAUUUGAAAUCUCGAUUUUACUUUCACAAAAAUUGAAGAAGAGAUUUCCAGAAAUUUGCCGCAGGGGAGGGAAAGAUUUUGGACUGCAGCGGUGCCGGCAUGCCGCUGCUCACUGCCACUGCUCACAUCUCAGGCACUGGCAGGAUGGAAAUCUAUUUGGUGACCCAAAUCAUGCGGAGCUAGCCUUAUAUAGUAGGAUUUGGUUGCUGCUGCUCACUGCUCAAGCAAAGAAAGAUAAAAUUUGUUG